UUCAAAUCCACGCAUUGUGCUGUUAUUGGCAUGAUACAUGUGCCAGCUUUACCAGGUACACCUUUCAACAAAAUGAAAUGCAGUCAGAUUGUGGAGACCGCUUGUGAAGAAGCAGAAGUGUACAAGAAAUGCGGUGUUUGCCUCCUUCGUACACCAUGAUGUCGGACAGGGUGCACCAGGUGACGUCACGAGGGUGAAAGCUGUCGAUUGGUUGGUCAACAAGGGACGACAGUGUCGACAUGACGAGAACCAAGUGUGUGUUCCGAGAAUGGAAGGAGGCUCACCCAUUGUGUGCCACUGAACCUUUUUAUGAAGUUUCCAUUCAGUCGGCAUCGCGCGGACAGUGGAGGAGCGUUUAUUCUGGAUGGUGUCCUUGUUGAAAAUAUGUUUGACAUUCCCUAUGUCAAACCUAAUCAGGCCGGGCCAGAAUUGACUGCCUUCAUGGCACGUGUCUGCACAGAAGUAAAAAGGAUACUUCCUUCUUUGCCCUGUGGUGUACAAAUACUUGCUGGAAAUAAUAAAAGUGCACUAGCGGUUGCAGCAGCCACAGGUUUCCAGUUUGUGCGUGCUGAAGGCUUCGUGUUUGGGCAUGUGGCAGAUGAAGGUAUUAUGGAAUCCUGUGCAGGCGAGCUACUGCGCUACAGACGCACUAUUGAUGCCGAGGACAUUCUUGUGUUUGCCGAUAUAAAGAAAAAACACUGUUCACAUGCAAUUACAAGUGACAUCAGUGUCCUGGAAACAAUGAAAGCAGCUGAAUUCUUUCAAUGUGAUGGCAUCAUCCUGACUGGAGGUACUACAGGCCUGCCACCCAGUGCCACUGAACUGCAAGAGGUGAAAGCGGAAGCAACAGUGCCCGUAUUGCUUGGAUCAGGAAUUACAGAGAGCAACAUUCAAGACUUUUCUGCAGCAGAUGCAGUGAUUGUGGGAUCAUCGUUUAAGCAUGGAAAUGCCUGGAGUGGCACACUGAAUGGCUUACAGGUACAGGCAUUCAUGGAAAAGAUACACAUGCUACGCCAAACAUUAUAGGCAUCUCAACUCUGCAGAAUUGAAUUAAACACACAAUAAAUGAAGACAGCUUUGUACUGGGAUGUGGCAUAAAUAAAAGUUUUAAUUUCUU
Dermacentor silvarum is the source of this 1117-nucleotide messenger RNA. RefSeq lists its product as uncharacterized. The coding region runs from base 310 to 1026 and encodes 238 amino acids. The transcript is spliced from 7 exons. NCBI's taxonomy places the organism in Eukaryota, Metazoa, Arthropoda, Arachnida, Ixodida, Ixodidae. The record is from RefSeq and is a predicted model, not a curated record.